Arabidopsis lyrata subsp. lyrata is the source of this 1828-nucleotide messenger RNA. Its product is annotated as nuclear envelope integral membrane protein 1. The transcript has a single exon. NCBI's taxonomy places the organism in Eukaryota, Viridiplantae, Streptophyta, Magnoliopsida, Brassicales, Brassicaceae. The record is from RefSeq and is a predicted model, not a curated record. Bases 74 to 1507 code for a protein of 477 amino acids.
UCUUCUAUAUAUUAAAUUAAACCCUAAAAGGUCGCUUAUUCAUUUGCUCCGUCUUUGCUUCCCUGUGGUGGCAAUGGCUACUUCGUCUUCUUUUCUUCGUCUUCCUCAUCGAAUCUGGUUUCUCCUUCCUCUUGUUGUCUUUCUCUUGUUAUCCUACGCGGCGGCGCUCAAAAGUGUUGGUCCUAGCGAGCCAGCUCUGAAUGUUAGCCUUAGUCCGUGUGAGCGAAUCCAAGUUUCAGGCUAUUCGAGAACCAAAUUAGGGAAAUUCGCUAACUCUCUUAGGGUAAACUUAGUUCCAAUCCCAGAGAAGCUACACAUCAAAAUUCAAGUUUGUGUUCACCGGAAUGCUACACUUGGAAUGUGCCACUGUGAGAAAUCAAAUUGGAAAAAUCUUCAGAAAGGGAUCUGGAGCAGCUCUGUAAUAUCUCCAUAUGAUAAACAAUACAUUGAUGUGAAAUUCAGUGGUAGUGAAUAUGAAUCGUCUCGUUCACUGGUUACAAUCAACGUUACAGAAGAGUUUCAUCAAUGGCGGAUUUUUUGUCUUGUGGCGGGAUUGAUUGUGAUUUUGUUAGCACCUGUUGUUAGUAGCUGGCUACCUUUUUACUAUACGAGUUCUAUGGCGGUUGGUGUUUUUCUCGUUGUUUUGAUUAUUAUCUUCCAGGUUAUGAGGCUAUUGCCUGCUGGGAGGAAAAAUGUUAUGUAUCUUGCGUUUUAUGGAUCUGUGGUUGGUGCUGGAUCUUUCAUUUUACAUCAGUUCUCGAUGAUGGUGAAUAUGAUUCUUGUUAAUUUCGGGUUGAGUGAGGAUAUGUAUAAUCCGGUAGCGAUUCUUGUGCUUGUUGGGAUUGUUAUUACUGGAGCUGCUUUUGGAUUCUGGACAGUGAGGAAAUUUGUUGUUUCGAAAGAUGGAGGAGGUGUGGAUGCUAGUGUGGCGCAGUUUGUGAAAUGGGCGAUGCGGUCUGUUGCUGCUACGUUUAUUUUACAGAGUAGUCUUGAUACUCCUAUGGCGAUGGGAGCUAUUGUUUUAGCUAGCUUGCUUGGUUUUCUUGUUAGUAAAAUGAAAAGCUUUGUAGCUCAAAGUCAUUGGCUGGUUUCUGCUGGUGAGAGACGUCCAAUAAUGCAUGGACGAGCUGAGUUCCUUAGCCGCCCUGGGGGAGGUGGACUGUGGAAGAGUGCUAGGAGAGUACCUUCAUAUUCCGGCUCUCCUUCUUACGAUGUGAGCUCACCAUCUUCAGUUAACCGGAGAACACCAAUCGGAAAUCAGGAUUACUAUUCUACAUUCCACAGGACGCCAAACCGGAAGAAGAUGUCGAAGAGAGAGUAUGAAGAAUUGACACAAGAAACGACACGGGAAGCAAUGGCAGGACUUGCAGCUUCUCCAGGAUUCAGUGAUUGGUUAGUUGAGCAUGCUGACAGAAUCAAGUUGCUUCCCACUGAGAGCUAUGAUGACGAAUUGGGUAGUGAAUCAGAUUCAACCGGUGAACAAUCUUGGACAGGUUUUUUCUGGUAGAGCAUAAACACUUUUGAGGCAACUCUUAACGACUUGCACGACAUAUACGGUUUAUCAUUAACUUUGUAUUAGAAUGUUGUAAGGUUUUUACAGCUUUCAGAGAGUUUAGGGGAUAGGUUUAGGACUUAGAAUCAAUCUUUGUAUAAUCUCAGUUUUCCAAUCUAAGCAGCUCAGGUGCAUUCAAUUACUUAAUUGUGUAGUGAUGAAAUUAGGUCCUUUAGUUUCUCUCAUAGUGGUUGUUGGUCGAAGAAAAAAAUAUAAACCAAAGUUGUAUUAAUCUUUCAUAAUCGAUUGAAGUGUUCUAUUGAGUGAAAAAAAAAA